AUGCCAGGGCUGGUUGAUGGCGACAACUCGAGCGACCUUGUUCCUGUCCCGCCAGCUGCACAUUUACCCUGGCCUCCGGCUGUAGAUGAGCUAUCCGGCUUGGUCAUGAACAUCGUUAUUCCGCGUGCUUUCGACAAUACUCAAAAAUAUCUCCCUGUCUUUGUCUACGUACAUGGCGGAUCUUUGCUAUACGGCGGUGCAAAUCUUCCAAUAUUUGAUGCGGUCAAUCUAGUGUCGCGCAGUUUGGAAAUUGGUCUUCCCAUCAUAUGCGUCAACUUCAAUUACCGAAUAGGCAUCGGCGGGUUUCUAGCGGGCGAGGCUGUUGCACGAGAGCUCAAGCAGGACGGCUAUGCGGGAAGUGGCAACUUUGGCUUCACAGAUCAAAAGGUCGCUUUUGACUGGGUGCAAAACUAUAUCGGGCACCUUGGAGGUGAUGCUGAAAAGGUGACUGCAGUUGGCGAGUCGGCCGGCGGUAUUUCCAUCAGUAAUCAGCUCCAAGCAGCGCAGCCCGCCGUCUUUCACCGUGCUGUCUGCAUGUCUGGACUGUCUACAGCAAUCCCGCCUUGGACUAUUCACCAGCAUGAUAUCUUUUUUGCCGCUGUGUGUCGGCAUUUCAAGAUCGAUCCUACGGCUCCCGAUGUACUGGAUCACCUGCGAGCUAUACCUCAGCAAGAACUUGCGGAUGCAACGCCCGAGAUUCAAGGCGUUCCUGCAGGAACUGGAAACCCUUGUCUUGACGGCUGGUUCUAUCUUCCCGAAGCAGAUCCGCGGGGUGUCACCGCUCCACCUGCCUGGCUCAAGGGAUUUAUGUUUGGUGAUGUCUACCACGAAGGAAUCAUUUUCCAUGUAAAUCUGCUAGAAGGUGAUUAUCAUUCAAUUCGGCGCGUCAUUCAGGUUCAUGUUGAGGAUGAGUCUUUGACUGAUCAGAUUCUGGAGGCGUAUGAAAUCGCUGACGACCUGCCACACUCAGAACUUCUCGAGCGAGUGGAGCACAUGUGUGGUGAUUUCAUCUUCAAAAUUCCGAACUAUGCCCUGGCAAAGCAGUGUGCAAAAAAUGCGGCGCAGAAUGAAAGAGCUGUAUAUUUAUAUCAUUUCGACCAGCGGUCUCGUCUUCCCAACACGCUGGAGGGGACGGCAUAUCAUGCGCAUGAGUUGUUGUACCUGUUUGGGAAUUUGGAAGAAGAGAUGAAUGCAGAUGAAAGUCAAAUGGCACGGGAGUUUUCCGCUGCGUGGAUUAAGUUUGCAAACUGGCUUGAGCUUUGGAGGGCAAGCAAUUCGUCAUCAUGGAUGGUAUGGGGACAGAAUAGUAAGGUUGAGUUGAAAACUGAGACUGAGGAUGAAGACGCUCGGAACUAUACUCGGAUGAACAUGAUUCUCCAAUUGGAUGAAGGAAAAACAUGGCAGAAAGGGCUGGCUGCGAUUGAUUCACUGGUCAACAGAAGGUGGAAGUUAUGGUGA
Molecule: messenger RNA, 1458 nt
Organism: Penicillium daleae
Lineage: Eukaryota; Fungi; Ascomycota; Eurotiomycetes; Eurotiales; Aspergillaceae
Exons: 1
Coding region: 1-1458 (485 amino acids)
Source: RefSeq, a predicted model, not a curated record